Messenger RNA from Cornus florida, 1192 nucleotides. RefSeq names its product endochitinase-like. Gene Ontology annotation, biological process: chitin catabolic process; cell wall macromolecule catabolic process; defense response to fungus. NCBI's taxonomy places the organism in Eukaryota, Viridiplantae, Streptophyta, Magnoliopsida, Cornales, Cornaceae. The record is from RefSeq and is a predicted model, not a curated record. Gene Ontology annotation, molecular function: chitin binding; chitinase activity. The transcript has 3 exons. Bases 1 to 972 code for a protein of 323 amino acids.
AUGAGGUUUUCGACUCUGAUUCUCUUUACCUUAGCCUCAAUAUUAGCUAUAUCAGCUGAACAAUGUGGUAGACAAGCUGGGGGUGCCCUAUGCCCAAAUGGGCUAUGCUGCAGUGAACAUGGUUAUUGUGGCACCACAUCUGACUACUGCAUAAAAGGUUGCCAGAGCCAAUGCAGGCCUGGUGGUUCAACUCCAAAUCCCCCCAAUCCCACCCCUUCCCCCGGCGGCAGUGGCGGCGGCGACAUUGGCUCCCUCAUCAGCCUAGCACUUUUCAACCAAAUGCUUAAAUACCGGAACGAUGCUAGAUGUCCAAGUAAUGGAUUCUACAGAUUCGAUGCUUUCAUCACCGCUGCGAAAUCUUUUAACGGAUUUGGCACAACCGGAGAUGUUGCUACACGAAAAAGGGAGCUUGUAGCAUUCUUGGGUCAAACAUCUCAUGAAACAACAGGUGGGUGGCCUAGUGCACCAGAUGGUCCAUAUGCAUGGGGAUAUUGCUUCAUUCGGGAAAGAGGCGAACCGGACUAUCCCUGUGAUCCGAGCAAGGGGCCAUGCCCUCCCGGUAAAAAGUACUUUGGUAGAGGACCCAUCCAACUCACUCACAACUAUAACUAUGACAAAGCGGGUAAAGCCAUUAGGGCGGAUCUCAUAAACAAUCCGGAUUCGGUAGCGACAAACCCGGUCAUAUCAUUUAAGACUGCCAUUUGGUUCUGGAUGACCCCACAAUAUAACAAGCCCUCAAGCCACAAUGUCAUCACCGGAAUAUGGAAACCAUCCGAUGCAGACAGAGCAGCGGGUCGGGUCCCGGGUUAUGGUGUCAUCACCAACAUAAUCAAUGGUGGGAAGGAGUGUGGCAAAGGUCCAAAUGAUAAGGUGGCUGAUCGGAUUGGAUUCUACAAGAGGUACUGUGACAUACUGGGCUUGAGCCAUGGCAAUAACUUGGAUUGCAACAAUCAAAGUCCCUUCGGGCCAUAAACAGCUCUGGUGUUAAAGAAUUGGAGACAAGAAUAAGAAUAUUAGUAAAAUAAUGGGAUGGACCAGCCUAUGUAACUAGUAUCCAAAUAAGAGAAUUUGAGAACUACCACUUAUUGUAUUUUCAAAUCCAAAGUUUAAAAUUUGUGUGUAUUUUAUUUUGCUCUUCGUCGUAAUGAAAUCUCGGGCAAUUUCAUGUUUGUGUAAUUGAGUUGGUCCUUAA